Molecule: messenger RNA, 2016 nt
Organism: Coffea arabica (coffee)
Lineage: Eukaryota; Viridiplantae; Streptophyta; Magnoliopsida; Gentianales; Rubiaceae
Product: T-complex protein 1 subunit delta
Biological process (GO): protein folding
Molecular function (GO): ATP hydrolysis activity; ATP-dependent protein folding chaperone; ATP binding
Source: RefSeq, a predicted model, not a curated record
CCAAACCCCCAAAACGAAAUUUUCAAUUUCCAGAACCCUCCGCUUCUUUUCCACUCUACACGCUCUCCCCUCUCCCUCGCUGAAGUCUAGGGUUUUUCUCCACUCUUCGAUUUUCAGACUCAACAAUGGCCGCUCCGGCAGCAGUCGCCUCCGCCCCACGCGCAUCCUCAUCAAAGACCGAUACUUUCGUCGACAACAAGCGAAAAGACGACAUCCGAAUGGCUAACAUCUCCGCCGCCCAAUCUGUGGCUGAUGCUGUUCGCACAAGCUUAGGCCCCAAGGGCAUGGAUAAAAUGAUCUCCACAGCCAACGGCGAAGUAAUUAUUACCAAUGACGGCGCCACCAUUCUUAACAAAAUGGAAGUCCUUCAACCCGCCGCUAAGUUCCUCGUCGAGCUUUCCAAAUCUCAAGAUAUCGUGGCCGGUGAUGGUACUACUACCGUUGUCGUUAUUGCAGGAGCACUGUUAAGAUCCUGUCUCUCCCUCCUCACAUCCGGCAUUCACCCAACGAUCAUCUCCGAUGCCCUACAUAAAGCUUCAGUGAAAGCUGUUGAGGUCCUCACAGCGAUGGCUGUUCCAGUUGAGCUCUCGGACAGCGAAUCGCUCGUGAAGUCAGCGAGCACGGCAUUGAAUUCGAAGGUAGUUUCGCAAUAUUCCACCCUCUUAGCUCCUUUAGCUGUUGAUGCUGUGCUUUCUGUUGUGGACCCUGCUAAACCUGAUUUAGUUGAUUUGAGGGAUAUCAAAAUUGUCAAGAAACUAGGGGGUACGGUUGAUGAUACUGAAUUGGUGAAAGGCCUAGUUUUUGAUAAGAAGGUUAGUCAUGCUGCUGGCGGGCCGACUAGAGUUGAAAAUGCUAAGAUUGCUGUAAUACAGUUUCAGAUUUCGCCUCCCAAAACUGAUAUUGAGCAAAGUAUUGUGGUCUCAGAUUAUACCCAGAUGGAUAGGAUUUUGAAGGAAGAGAGGAAUUAUAUUCUGGGGAUGAUUAAGAAGAUUAAGGCAACUGGAUGUAAUGUCUUGUUGAUUCAGAAGAGUAUUUUGAGGGAUGCAGUGACAGACUUGUCAUUGCAUUAUUUGGCUAAGGCAAAGAUUUUGGUGAUCAAGGAUGUGGAGAGGGAUGAGAUUGAGUUUAUCACCAAGACGUUGAAUUGUCUGCCAAUGGCUAAUAUUGAACAUUUCAAGGCAGAGAAGUUGGGCUUUGCAGAAUUGGUGGAGGAGGUCUCACUUGGAGAUGGUGGGAAGCUUGUUAAAAUUACGGGGAUUAAGGAUAUGGGAAGAACUACCAGUGUGCUAGUUCGUGGAUCAAAUCAGUUGGUCAUUGAUGAGGCUGAGAGGAGCUUGCAUGAUGCCCUGUGUGUGGUUAGGUGCUUGGUGAACAAGAAGUUUUUGAUUGCUGGUGGCGGGGCACCUGAGAUUGAACUAUCAAGACAGUUGGGUGCUUGGGCAAAGGUAUUGCAGGGAAUGGAGGGUUACUGUGUGAGAUCAUUUGCUGAGGCUCUUGAGGUGAUUCCUUAUACAUUGGCUGAAAAUGCUGGGUUGAAUCCGAUUGCUAUUGUUACUGAACUGAGGAAUAGGCAUGCACAGGGUGAAAUUAAUGCUGGUAUCAAUGUGAGGAAAGGUCAGAUAACUAACAUCUUGGAGGAGAAUGUGGUACAGCCACUGUUGGUGAGCACUAGUGCAAUUACCUUGGCGACAGAGUGUGUGCGGAUGAUUUUGAAGAUUGAUGACAUUGUUACCGUAAGGUAGAGCUGAACAGACAGUGAAUGUGGUCCACGAGAAAGCUGUCUGUGUUUUGGUUACUUCUGCUGAUAGUACUAGUGGUUUCAUUACUUUUUUUAUUUUAUGUCUAAAAAGGGAUUUUGGGGUCAUUUUUGUCAGCUAUUGUUGAAUCUGACCUCUUUGUUGCUUUAAUGAUCCUCAUGGUUACUGUUUAUUAUUGUAUGCUUAGGAUGUAUGUUUUUCUUUCAUUGGCUGGAUGAAUUGCUCAAAUACAAGCUUGGUGGAAUCAUUUCAGAUUUCA